Messenger RNA from Stylonychia lemnae, 1200 nucleotides. Lineage: Eukaryota; Ciliophora; Spirotrichea; Sporadotrichida; Oxytrichidae. The record is from the annotation of a GenBank genome assembly.
AUGUAAAGUUCAAACAGAAGAAAGAGCAGCUCAGCCGUAGACAAGCAGCAAGUGCCUCAAAACAACGAUCAAAGUGGAGAGGGACAAGCUUAGGAGGAGAACCAGUUCCCAAGACACAGAUUGGCUCAUAAAAAUGGAGGCAUUGUGCUGAUUGACGAGGGAAAUGUCAUACCUCAGGCUUUCAAAGAACUUCUAUCUAAGAUUGGAAAGAAAAUUCUGAAGGGAGAGUUCUCUGACCUUCUAAAGACACCUGCACCUGCAUAUAUGCACUACCCUAGAACUUACCUUCAAGGAUCAGCAAAAGAUUUAAGCUUGGCUCCACUAUAUUUUAAGAAAGCAGCCGAAGCAACAGAUCCCAUUGAGAGACUGAAAUGGGUAGUCGCAACAUACAUAGGAGGACAUCACAUUAAUGUAUCUCAAAUGCAAUGCAGAGCACCUCUUAAUCCCAUCCUAGGAGAGACAGUCCAAAGAGUUUUGCUUACAGGCGAGCGAUAUUAUGCAGAACAAACAUCUCAUCAUCCUCCUAUUACUAGCUUUAUGCUUGAAGACCCUAAUAACUUGUAUACAUUUACAGGUUAUUUCGAAAUGAAGGCUUGGCCCACUGGUUUAUCAUCACUGAAUGGCUCGAGAACAGGAAAUUAGUAAAUUAAAUUCCAUGAUGGAGGCUAAAUCACUAUAAAAGAUCCAAUUGCUGAAAUAUCAGGUUUAACAUAUGGUGACAGAAUUCAUAAUUAUAUUGGAAGAGGAUAUUACAUUGAUACAGUAAACAAUAUUGAAGCCGAGGUGGUGUAUAACCCAAAGGAUGAAAGUGAAGGCUUCUUCAGCAGAUUUUGGGGUAGCAAGAAGUCUCAGCUGACUGAUAUCAUUCAGGUGAGAAUUUGCAAAGUAUAUAGCGAUGGAGCUAAGCAAAGAUUAGCAACUGGAUUCGGAUCAUGGCUAUCUCAUUUGGAAUUCGAUGGACAAAUAGUUUGGAAGCUCGAUGAUAAGUACGAUGAGUGGCUUAUUCCAAGCGUUGAUAUCGAGGAUUCAGAAUAACUUCUACCCUCAGAUAGUCACAAUAGACCUGACUUGUAGCCACUCAUUGAUAGAGCGUUCGAGGUGGCAGAGAAGAAUAAAGUGAUGAUGGAAGAAUUGCAAAGACACGACAAGAAAUUGAGACUUGCAUCCAAGGCAUUCAGAGACAAAAAAGCAAAAUAAUGA